Messenger RNA from Bursaphelenchus xylophilus (pine wood nematode), 6111 nucleotides. NCBI's taxonomy places the organism in Eukaryota, Metazoa, Nematoda, Chromadorea, Rhabditida, Aphelenchoididae. The record is from the annotation of a GenBank genome assembly.
AUGAAGGUGCUGAUGGUGGCAGAAAAGCCGAUUCUGGCUGAGGCUAUAGGGAAGAUAUUAUCAGAUGGGAGAUAUCAGCAUAGAAAAGGUCAGAAAAAUGAUUCUGCUAUAACUGAUACUGUUGUAGGGAAGAAUGGGAUUUGUCCAGUCAUUGAGUAUUCUAGUUUGUUUAUGGGAAGACCGGCGGACUUCAAAGUUACCAGUACUUGUGGCCAUGUGAUGGGGAUCGACUUCCCGGCCAAGUAUAACAACUGGAACAGGACUGAUCCAGCCCAAUUAUUCGAUUGUCCGACCGAAAGAAAUGAAGCCAAUCCUAAGAUGAAGAUGGUCAUGGUUGGUUAAGCACUUUCAUUUUGUAUAGUAUACUUCAGCACUUGGCCAAUGAAGCUAAAGGAUGCGAUUGCCUGGUUCUGUGGCUGGAUUGUGAUAAGGAAGGAGAGAAUAUAUGCUUCGAAGUGAUUGAUGCCUGCAAGGACAAGCUCAAGUUCUCGGGAGAUAUAAUGAGUAUUGUUUAUCGGGCCAAGUUUUCGGCCAUUUCGAACGAUGAGAUAAAAACGGCGAUGAGAAAUCUCGGGAAACCAAAUUUAAACGAGUCAUUGUCGGUAGAUGCGAGACAGGAACUCGAUCUGAGGGUUGGAUGUGCCUUUACAAGGUUCCAGACCUGCUACUUCCAAGUAUGGUUCUGACUUUCUUAUACAUACAUAUUGAUUUAGGAUAAGUACGGAGACCUUGAUUCCACUUUGAUCUCCUUCGGUCCCUGCCAGACUCCCACUCUCGCUUUCUGUGUCCAAAGACAUGAUCUUAUUACUCAAUUUAAACCAGAAACCUAUUAUGUUUUAAAGGUAUACUGCGGGACUAAAGUUUGGAACAGGCUAUAUUUUCUUUGCGGCUUGAGAUCGGAGUUUCAUUUCUUUUCUAUAAGAAUCGGAAUAUAUUAAAACCCCAUAAUGGAUGCAUAGCCGUAGAAAUCAGAAAGCUCAUAUGAGCAAAAAACAAAAUUUUUAAAAAUAGGUGGGACAAAAGUUUGGAACAGGGUUAGGAAUGCGAUCAUAAAUUUCGCAGUAUAGUCAAAAACUCCUAGGCUUUGGUAUUUUUAGAUGCUGCGAGGAGUCAGGAUCUCAACGACAUACUGAUUUUCAUCGAUGAACUCAAAAUGAAAAAAAUUCUUAUUGAGCCAACAAUGACGGUCAAACUUGCGAAAAAAAAUUAUUUUUUGGGUUGGGUUACCAAUGUUAUCGAUGUAUUAGCAUUCUAAAAUAUCAAUUAUGGUCGCAUAAUCUCAUACAGAUAGUCACAUCCUCCCAUUGGCACCGUAUACGCAUAGUAUAAAUUAUGAAAAUUUUGAGUUGUGCCUCAAAUCUUGGUUCAAUGAUUUUUAUAUUUUUUAUAAGGCGGCUUGAUGGCUAAUUGGCCUUUUCUUAGGUUUUGUGGGAUGAAAAGGUAUCUUCAAGAAACAAAAACCAACCGCUAUUUGCAACACGAAACGCCACAACUUCGAAAAACCCGGAUAUAUGAGAUGUUAAGAUGACCCAUAUUUUUUACCUUAAUUUUAGGUCGCCAUAUGGCGCCAAACUAAAUGCCUUUAUCCUUACCACACUGAUAUAGUUUUGUUAGCCAACUCUACAAUGUAUCAUACUAGGAAUCCAGGUCGAUAUAAACAUUGAUUUUGGUGACCGAAAAUUUUUUUAAAUGUUUGAAACAUCUGGCGUGGGAUAUUGCAAAUUGCGGUCAGGUUUCGCUUUGUGAAGAUACUUUUUUAUCUCACAGUGAUCAUAAAAGGGCCAAUUAGUCUUCAUGUCGUCAUACAAAAAAUCUAAAAUUCAUUAGACCAAGAUUCGAAGCACAUUCCAAAAUUUUCAUAAAUUAUACUGUGCGGAUAAGGUUCCUAUGCGAAUAUCUGAGUGUCUUUGUACGGUUAUACGACCAUAUCAAAUAUUUUAGAAUGCUUACACACCGAUAACAUAGAGAACCCAACCCAAAAAAUAAUUUUUUUCGCAAGUUUGACCGUCAUUGUUGGCUCAAUAAGAAUUUUUUUCAUUUUGAGUUCAUCGAUGAAAAUCAGUAUGUCGUUGAGAUCCUGACUCCUCGCAGCAUCUAAAAAUACCAAAGCCUAGGAGUUUUUGACUAUACUGCGAAAUUUAUGAUCGCAUUCCUAACCCUGUUCCAAACUUUUGUCCCACCUAUUUUUAAAAAUUUUGUUUUUUGCUCAUAUGAGCUUUCUGAUUUCUACGGCUAUGCAUCCAUUAUGGGGUUUUAAUAUAUUCCGAUUCUUAUAGAAAAGAAAUGAAACUCCGAUCUCAAGCCGCAAAGAAAAUAUAGCCUGUUCCAAACUUUAGUCCCGCAGUAUAUAUUGUUCACUGAUCAAUUUGCUUAACUUUCUUUCAGGCAAUCGCUGAAAAUAACGGAAAACUUUUGGCCUUAGACUGGAACAGAGAACGGUUGUUUGAUCAAGAAGCAGCUCAAAUGUUACUGGCAAGAGUAAAAUCCGCCCAAAAUUUUGUGGUCGAGGAGAUCAGCAAGAAAGAAGGGAGAAAAGAGAAACCGGCCGCGUUGAAUACGGUCGAAUUGCUGAGAGUUUGCUCUUCUAAGCUCGGGAUUUCCCCGGCACAAGCGAUGUCAACGGCUGAGCAUUUAUAUACGAGAGGGUACAUCAGCUAUCCAAGGACGGAGACCAGUGCUUAUCCGAGUAGUUUCAAUUUUUAUUCAACAAUCGAGCAACAAGUUAAUGGCCAAUUUGGCGAUCUGGCCAAACAAGUCUUGGCCGACGGAAUUUCCAAACCAAAAGGUGGAGAUGACAAAGGAGACCAUCCACCGAUCACUCCCAUGAAAGGAAAUGAUGGAGGCAUCAGUGGAGGUCAGUGCGACUUUACAAACAAACAGUAUUUCAGAUGGCGUCAGAGUGUACAAUUAUGUUGUCCAACAUUUCCUUGCAACUGUCAUGAAGCCAUGCAAAUAUACUACCGAAACAUUAAAGUACUGUCGUUAUCUGAGACAAGAUAUUAUUAUUUUAGACUGAAUAUUGCCACUGAACAAUUUACAGUUCAAUCUAAGAAGGUGAUCGACCCCGGCUUCACUCUCGCCAUGUCGUGGCUGGCUGUAUCUGAAGGUGAAAGUCUGGGAAACUUUAGUAAAGGAGAUAAACUUGGAUUAAAGUAAGUUUACCAGUACACGUUAAUCCCGCAACCUUUCAUUUGGGGCAGAUCGGGUAACGCCCCAAUAUUUAUACAUAUAAGGCGCGUGCGUUUUACAUCUCUUCGAACUUCCUCACAGAAAACCCGCAUUUCUUGUCUGUGGGCCCGGUAGACAAGAAAUGCGGGUUUUCUGCGAGGAAGUUCGAAGAUGUAGAACGUUUAAAAGUUUGGUUGUCAUCCUACCCUUUGAUGUCUAUAACAUCCUUUUGACUGGUUUUUCUAAGACUCUAAGACCAUUCUGGUGCCUUGGCUAGCCGAUUCCAGGUCUCCCAAAUCCUCUAAUGAAAAGCCGCAAAUGAAAUCGAAAUCUGCCCCAAGCGAAAGGUAGCCGAAUUUUUGUACAAAAUCCCGAAAAAAAUCCGACAACAAAAAUCUACAAGAAUUUUCCAAAAAAGUUCAAUUUGACAAUCAAAAUGACAUUUAACAUGACGAAACAUAAAAUUUGACGACGUGACUUACGCGCCCAGUUGACAACUUUACAACCCUAGCAUCUAAAGUAAGAUUUAUUUAAGGGAAGUAUCGGUUAUGCAAAAAGAAACCAGUCCCCCCGGAUACCUGACUGAAGCUGAGUUGAUUACUUUGAUGGAGAAGUAUGGAAUCGGAACCGACGCUUCUAUUCCUGUGCACGUCAAUAAUAUUUGUCAACGGAAUUAUGUUACAGUUGGAGCAAAUAGGACUCUGAUUCCGACCAAACUGGGGAUUGCAUUAAUUAGAGGAUAUCAGCAGGUGGAUCCUGAAUUAAUUUUACCCAGCAUGAGGUCUGAUGUGGAAACUCAACUGAAUUACAUUGCCAAAGGACAGGCUGAUUAUGAGACGGUACGUUCUAAUACAGGGUGUCCAGAGAAAUGUGCCGGAAAGUGUUUGUCGAUUUCUUGGCGCUCAGUCAAGAUAUCGAAAAAAAAAUUUCAGGAGAAAGGAGGAUAUGGGCGGUUUUUUCUCCAAAAAGAUUAUUUUCUCCGCCGACGCGGAAAGCGGUGUCUUCGGCGGCGCCUUUUGAUAGCUUUUUUGGUCAUCACACUAAUCUUAAAAGCGUUUUUAUGAAUUUUGAUGGUUGGAAAGAAGAUGUUUGUUUAUUUUUAUGUUUUUCAAGCAUUCGGCGGAGGUAUGGCGGACGCUUGCCAUAUCGGCGUAGGCCAUAACUCGGCUUCGGAAAAAGAUACAGAGCUGGAAAAUGACUCAAAACUUUCCGUAUGCUUUGCUUUGCAUGCGCUGCUCAGUCCGUACUGAAAUCAAAGUCUUUUUUUUCAGUCUGGCGGAGGAAUCGGCGGAGGCCAUAACUCGGCUUCGGAAAAAGAUACAGAGCUGGAAAAUGGCUCAAAACGAUCCGUAUGCACCGCUUGGCUUUCCCUGCCCAUUUCUUAUGUUUUUAAAAAAGUUUGUGGCCAAGGUUUGGCAGAAACUGAGUCAACGGCAAAUGAUUUGGUGCACCAAAAAACAACGAAAAAUUUUUGGACAACAUUCCGCACGGUGCGCUCGUUAUGCGCUUUGAUUUCCGUACGGAAUGAACAGCGACUGCUAAGCGGACCACACGAAUCGUUUUGAGCCAUUUUCCAGCUCUGUAUCUUUUUCCGAAGCCGAGUUAUGGUCUCCGCCGAUAUGGCAAGCGUCCGCGAUACCUCCGCCAAAUGCUUGAAAAACAUAAAAAUAAACAAACAUCUUCUUUCCAACCAUCAAAAUUCAUAAAAACGCUUUUAAGAUUAGUGUGAUGACCAAAAAAGCUAUCGGGCGCCGCCGAAUACACCGCUUUCCGCGUCGGCAGAGAAAAUCAUCUUUUUGGAGAAAAAACCGCCUAUGUAUCCUCCUUUCUCCUGAAAUUUUUUUUUUCGAUAUCUUGACUGAGCGCCAAGAAAUCGACAAACACUUUCCGGCACAUUUCUCUGGACACCCUGUACAAAUAAAGGUAUUCUUUAAAGGUGAAGGGGCAUGUUCUCGCGAUGUUCAGAUUGAAGUUUAUGUAUUUUGUGGAGAAUAUCGGUGAAGUGGAUCAGCUUUUUGAAGGUAAAAACUCAGCUUUUUAUUCGAAAUUACCGUAUAAAGCAACUAAAGUUAUUUUGUGUAUAUUAAUUUUCUUUUUCAGCUAAUUUCACAACCCUGGCCAAUUGUGGGAAGCCUUUGAGUAGAUGCGGGAAGUGUCGUCGAUUUAUGAAACUGGUCGAUUCUCGUCCCCAGAGGCUGUUUUGUCCCAAUUGUAACGACACUUAUGCCCUUCCAACUGGUAAAAACUCCCAGAUUCGGUUGCACAAGGAGAGGAAAUGCCCUCUGGAUGACUUUGAACUACUUUAUUUCCACACUCCUGGCGGAAAGUUGUCCGAUACCUAUGCCUUCUGCCCUUAUUGUUACAAUUAUCCACCUUUUGAGGGGAUGAGAAAAGGAGAUGGAUGCAAUAACUGUUUCCAUCCUUCUUGCCCGCAAUCUGCUAUGUAUGUUUAAAAGUUAUAUAAUGAUUAUGUUUUGUUGCAGUACCCAGGGAGUUUCGCAGUGUCUCACGGACUGUAAUAACAGAACCGGAGUCCUUGUUUUGGACCCGCAAAGUGGACCCAAAUGGAGAUUAAGUUGUAAUAAAUGCCCAGCUGUUGUGGGGGUGUUCGAAGGGGCACAAAAGGUUAAGGUGCUCGAGAGCAAAUGCGACUUCUGUGGAGCUCUUCAGAUGACAGCAGAAUACAGAGUAAGUUGCAGUUUUUUAUUUGAUAUUAUUGAUUAUCACGUUUAGGAGGGAAAGUCUAAACUGCCCGAUGGAUCGCUUAAAUACUCUGGAUGCGCUUUUUGUGACUUUGAAAAGAAGACAUUAAAUGAAGAUUGCGUCAAUCUUAACCAUGCUCAUCUUAACAAGCAGAUCCAAAUUGGUGGCCGAUCAGGAAGAGGACGUGGCCGAGGAAGAGGCGGUCGAGGUCGAGGAAUAACCAAAAGGGGUCGAGUAUAA